Molecule: messenger RNA, 453 nt
Organism: Echinostoma caproni
Lineage: Eukaryota; Metazoa; Platyhelminthes; Trematoda; Plagiorchiida; Echinostomatidae
Source: the annotation of a GenBank genome assembly
CCUUCCACCUUGUUCAUUAGUAGAGAAUGCGGCACCCAAUCAAAGGCUUUGGGAAAAUCUAUGAUUGCGCGUGAGAUUGUUUUAGAAUCCUUUCAACGAAAAGAAUACAGAUUUAUAUCAAGGACCCGGGAGUUUUGGGAAACAGCCUCGAACCCGUGGGUCACUUCAAGACGUCAAGACAGGAUUCCAUUUUGUUUGCAAAUAGAAGGUGAAACCGAUCAAACUCAUAGGUCGAAGCACACCUGUGAGCACUUCACCAAAGGAAUUGCUUGUCAGAAAGUUUGCGAUAGGUGCCAGGAUUGGUAUCAUCAGCGGUGUUCGAACUUAACAAAGCAGGAUUACCAACUUCCCACGAAGCACGAAAUCCUAAAAUGGACGUGCACACGCUGUGCGCAUAGAGCAGCCGACCCAAAACUGAAGGAACCGGUUAUGCGACGCACCAAAAAACAAAAC